AUGGCGGCGGAGCUUGUGUUGCAGCUGGGCGAGAUUGAGGAGCUCGUGGAGGAGAUCCUCAUCCGCCUCCCUAAGGACGAGCAAGGUAAUCUCCUCCGCUCCUUCCUCGUCUGUAAGCCAUGGCGCGACCUCCUCACCGGCGACGGCUUCCGUCGCCGCUACGGUGAUUUCCACCGAUCACCUCCUAUGCUUGGCUUCUUCCACAUCUGGCCGGAACCCUGCGUCGAGUUCAUCCCCACGACGGAUUUCGACGUGCGCGAUCUCGACCCCCAGCACCACUAUUCCAUGGAAGAUUGUCGCCACGGCUGCGUACUCCUUCGGUACAUCGAUGAGGAUGAGAAUAUCCCAUUGCUGGUCGUCUGGGACCCCAUGACGGGCAGCGAAACAUUGCUUGGCAGCCUCGAGAAGUUGGGAACGGGAAGCUGGUCUGCCUUGGUGCUCUGUGCUGCGGACAACUGCCGCCACGGUGACUCUGACUGCCAAUCGAGUCCAUUCCGCGUCGUUUUCGUCUUCCUUCACCACGAAGAGGAGGUCACUACGGCAUGCGUGUACUCAUCGGAGACGGCUAGUUGGAGCUCUCUGGCCAUCACUGACCUUGGUAUGUUUGAGGAGGAAAUCGAUUGCUGCACGCCUAGUGUACUCGCAGGAGACACGCUCUAUUUCCUGCUGUUUCGGGACCAGGCUAUUGAAGGUUGCAGUAUUCUCAAGUACAACUUGGGAACCUCUUGUCUGUCAGAGAUUCAUCUGUCGGAGGAGAUGCAAGAUGCCAUCAACAGUCCUAUCCUCAUCGCAUCGGACGACGGUCGGCUAGGGCUCGCAGACCUGUUGAAUUUCAACCUCUCCAUCUGGUGGAGAGAGGUGGAUCCCGAUGGAGUUGCGUCGUGGGCAGAACACAGAGAAAUCGACCUCGAGACUCUUCUUCCCGAUGGUGAUUUCAAGAUAUCACCAGAGUUGGUUGGCUCCAUCGAGGGUACUGACAUCAUUUUUGCGACCACAAGUCUCGGCACCUACGAAAUUGAUCUCAAGUCUUUGACAUCACCUUUGAAGAUGCUCUCCAGCAGGCUGAAUCAAGAUCCGUAUGUCAAAUGGACCAUCUUACCCUAUGUUAGCUUCUACUAUCCUCCAGCGGUGGCUGGUAUUGUGGAUGAAGAAUCAAGUGAAGAUGGACAUGGCAAUGAGGAAGCAUAA
Messenger RNA from Aegilops tauschii subsp. strangulata, 1188 nucleotides. RefSeq lists its product as uncharacterized. Lineage: Eukaryota; Viridiplantae; Streptophyta; Magnoliopsida; Poales; Poaceae. Gene Ontology annotation, molecular function: protein binding. The record is from RefSeq and is a predicted model, not a curated record.